AUGGAUGAGGAGAAUUUCACACUGGUAUCAAGAAAGAAGAAGGCGCGCACGGCGCCUCGUAAGACUCAGUGUGGUACCGCCGAACCGGCUAAUUCUGGCUUGCGGAUUGCUACACCGAGUAAGGCGCUGUACGUAUCGCGCUUGCAUUACACCGCCACGGCUGCUGAAGUGGUGGAGUAUGUACACCAGAAGACCGCAAAAUGCGGACUAAACGAAGUAUACGACGUAUGUCCCGCCCCCUGCCCGCCCAAGAAGUGCAACGUCAACGAAGCAGUCAUCAGAUGCAAAGCGCCGCCCAAGCCAGGCGACAAAGAGUGCAAACCGGGAUGCCGGUGUGCUGACAACUAUUACAAGAACGCUACAGGAACCUGUGUGCUGAAGAAGCAUUGCGAAAAACCUUUGCCUUGCCCAAAAAACGAGCAGUAUAAUCCUUGUCCUAUGAUCUGCCCUCCUCAAAAAUGUGGCAUUGACAUAACUGUAAUUCUAUGCAUGCGAAACCCAGAAUAUGGUGAUCCUAGAUGUAAACCACGCUGUGUGUGCAAGGACGGAGAACUACGGAACUAUGCCAACCAAUGUGUCCCCAAAGAUAAAUGCCCACCCAAAUGUGGACUUAACGAAGUACUGAGCUCUUGCAUCAACGGAUACUGCGGCUACAGAAAUUGCAGCGAACUCGGAGGACCCAUACUAUGUGUGGAUCCUCCUCCCAACGGGUGUAUCAAGGGCUGCGUGUGCGCCGAUGGAUAUCUGCGAGCGGAUAACGGAACUUGUGUCCCUGAAGACCAGUGUGCACGUACUUGCGAUCUUCACGAACAAUACAGCUCAUGCACCAACGGAGGAUGCGAUGCACGAAACUGCAGUCAACUUGGCAAGCCAGUGCCCUGCAUAAAAAUUGACCCUAAAUAUUGCAUCAAGGGGUGCGUUUGCGUAAAGGGCUACUUGAGGGCCAAGAACGGGACUUGUGUGCCAGAGGAUCAAUGCAAUACAAAAUGCGGACUAAACGAAGUAUACGACGUAUGUCCCGCCCCCUGCCCGCCCAAGAAGUGCAACGUCAACGAAGCAGUCAUCAGAUGCAAAGCGCCGCCCAAGCCAGGCGACAAAGAGUGCAAACCGGGAUGCCGGUGUGCUGACAACUAUUACAAGAACGCUACAGGAACCUGUGUGCUGAAGAAGCAUUGCGAAAAACCUUUGCCUUGCCCAAAAAACGAGCAGUAUAAUCCUUGUCCUAUGAUCUGCCCUCCUCAAGAAUGUGGCAUUGACAUAACUGUAAUUCUAUGCAUGCGAAACCCAGAAUAUGGUGAUCCUAGAUGUAAACCACGCUGUGUGUGCAAGGACGGAGAACUACGGAACUAUGCCAACCAAUGUGUCCCCAAAGAUAAAUGCCCACCCAAAUGUGGACUUAACGAAGUACUGAGCUCUUGCAUCAACGGAUACUGCGGCUACAGAAAUUGCAGCGAACUCGGAGGACCCAUACUAUGUGUGGAUCCUCCUCCCAACGGGUGUAUCAAGGGCUGCGUGUGCGCCGAUGGAUAUCUGCGAGCGGAUAACGGAACUUGUGUCCCUGAAGACCAGUGUGUAAUUUUAGCACGUACUUGCGAUCUUCACGAACAAUACAGCUCAUGCACCAACGGAGGAUGCGAUGCACGAAACUGCAGUCAACUUGGCAAGCCAGUGCCCUGCAUAAAAAUUGACCCUAAAUAUUGCAUCAAGGGGUGCGUUUGCGUAAAGGGCUACUUGAGGGCCAAGAACGGGACUUGUGUGCCAGAGGAUCAAUGCAAUAGUAAGUUAAAUUUUUUCUGGUUCAUAGAUAUAAUUAAUGAGGGUACUGAUCGAGCGGCUCCCAAGGAGAAGCUCCCUGUUGCCAGUAUGGAUGAGGAGAAUUUCACACUGGUAUCAAGAAAGAAGAAGGCGCGCACGGCGCCUCGUAAGACUCAGUGUGGUACCGCCGAACCGGCUAAUUCUGGCUUGCGGAUUGCUACACCGACAAAAUGCGGACUAAACGAAGUAUACGACGUAUGUCCCGCCCCCUGCCCGCCCAAGAAGUGCAACGUCAACGAAGCAGUCAUCAGAUGCAAAGCGCCGCCCAAGCCAGGCGACAAAGAGUGCAAACCGGGAUGCCGGUGUGCUGACAACUAUUACAAGAACGCUACAGGAACCUGUGUGCUGAAGAAGCAUUGCGAAAAACCUUUGCCUUGCCCAAAAAACGAGCAGUAUAAUCCUUGUCCUAUGAUCUGCCCUCCUCAAGAAUGUGGCAUUGACAUAACUGUAAUUCUAUGCAUGCGAAACCCAGAAUAUGGUGAUCCUAGAUGUAAACCACGCUGUGUGUGCAAGGACGGAGAACUACGGAACUAUGCCAACCAAUGUGUCCCCAAAGAUAAAUGCCCACCCAAAUGUGGACUUAACGAAGUACUGAGCUCUUGCAUCAACGGAUACUGCGGCUACAGAAAUUGCAGCGAACUCGGAGGACCCAUACUAUGUGUGGAUCCUCCUCCCAACGGGUGUAUCAAGGGCUGCGUGUGCGCCGAUGGAUAUCUGCGAGCGGAUAACGGAACUUGUGUCCCUGAAGACCAGUGUGGUUGUGACGGCGAUCCAAAUGCAGAGAAAGGAUGUGGUUACCACUGCGGCAAUACUUGUACCACCUACAAGGCCAAACAUCCGAUCUGUCCCCGUAUACCUUGUAAACGUGACGGCUGCGAGUGCAAAAAGGGCUUCGUGUUUGACACCAAUCUACAGCAGUGCGUCUUACCAGAGGAUUGUACACCUAUUUGUGGUCUUCACGAACAAUUCAGCUCUUGCGCCAACGGAGGAUGUGGUCACAUAAAUUGUAGUCAGAUUGGACAACCAGUACUGUGUAUAGACCUGAUCCCAAGCGCUUGCAUUAAGGGGUGCAUCUGUGUGGAAGGUUAUCUGCGAGAUGACAAAGGAAAAUGCGUUCCUGAGAAAGAAUGUCCUGCAAAAUGCGGACUAAACGAAGUAUACGACGUAUGUCCCGCCCCCUGCCCGCCCAAGAAGUGCAACGUCAACGAAGCAGUCAUCAGAUGCAAGGCGCCGCCCAAGCCGGGCGACCCUGAGUGCAAACCGGGAUGCCGGUGUGCUGACAACUAUUACAAGAACGCUACAGGAACCUGUGUGCUGAAGAAGCAUUGCGAAAAACCUUUGCCUUGCCCAAAAAACGAGCAGUAUGAUCCUUGUCCUAUGAUCUGCCCUCCUCAAGAAUGUGGCAUUGACAUAACUGUGAUUCUAUGCAUGCGAAACCCAGAAUAUGGUGAUCCUAGAUGUAAACCAAGCUGUGUGUGCAAGGACGGAGAACUACGGAACGAUGCCGGUCAAUGUGUCUCCAAAGAUAAAUGCCCCCCAAAAUGCGGUGAAAACGAACACUGGAAGCAAUGCUACUACAGCUGCGGCGGCAACCAGACUUGCGACGAUAUCGGCAAAAAAUGGAAUUGUCCCGCGAAACUGAAGUGCUUGAGCGGUUGCAGGUGCGAUGAGGGAUACUGGAGGGACAAGAACGGCAGGUGCAUACCGGAAAAACAAUGUCCAAAGAAAUGUGCUAGAAACGAGCACUAUGAUCCAUGCUACUAUAACUGCGGCGGCAACCAGACUUGCGGUGAAAUCGGAAAAAAAUGGAAUUGCCCCGCGAAACUGAAGUGCUUGAGCGGUUGCAGGUGCGAUGAGGGAUACUGGAGGGACAAGAACGGCAGGUGCAUACCGGAAAAACAAUGUCCAAAAAAAUGUGGUAGAAACGAGCACUAUGAUCCAUGCUACUAUAACUGCGGCGGCAACCAGACUUGCGACGACAUCGGAAAAAAAUGGAAUUGUCCCGCGAAACUGAAGUGCUUGAGCGGUUGCAGGUGCGAUGAGGGAUACUGGAGGGACAAGAACGGCAGAAAGAGACAUAAUACAACAGAGGUAUAUAGGAGGUUGCUAAGUUUUAUGAAUAAGGGGGUAAAUGUUUUAUGUCAACCCGCAGCAAAAAAAUGUGGUAGAAACGAGCACUAUGAUCCAUGCUACUAUAACUGCGGCGGCAACCAGACUUGCGACGAUAUCGGCAAAAAAUGGAAUUGUCCCGCGAAACUGAAGUGCUUGAGCGGUUGCAGGUGCGAUGAGGGAUACUGGAGGGACAAGAACGGCAGGUGCAUACCGGAAAAACAAUGUCCAAAAGAAUGUGGUAAAAACGAGCGCUGGGACACAUGUUACCUCAACUGCGGCGUCGGGCAGAGUUGCAACGACGUCGGUAAGAACUGGACAUGUCCCGACCAGCCGAAAUGCCAGAUCGGCUGCAGGUGCGAUAUUGGACACUGGAGGAAUAAGAAAGGGAUAUGUGUUCCGGAAAAGGAAUGCCCUAUAAAACGCUGCGGCAAAAACGAAUAUUGGGAGCCUUGUAUUCAGGACUGCCGGAACCAGUCAUGCAACUUGUUAGGCAAACCGGCGGGGAGCUGCCCUGGUCGAAGACUAGGACAGUGCAACAGUGGUUGCAGGUGCUUGCCCAAACACUACAGAGAUUGGACCGGCACUUGUAUUCCAGAGAGCGAAUGUCGUAAGUAAAACUAACUUGGUGUUG
This is a messenger RNA of Cydia fagiglandana, 4558 nucleotides long. RefSeq names its product zonadhesin-like. NCBI's taxonomy places the organism in Eukaryota, Metazoa, Arthropoda, Insecta, Lepidoptera, Tortricidae. Bases 1 to 4542 code for a protein of 1513 amino acids. The record is from RefSeq and is a predicted model, not a curated record. The transcript is spliced from 23 exons.